AAAUGAUAUUAAAAUGGCAGAAUAUGUGAGACGACCACCAGAUCAAAAUUCUCCAAAAUCUAGUCCAAGGGGGUCGAGAUCUCCCGCAGUCAUACGGCAGGACUCAACCGGGACUCUACGGACUACGAUAACUCUCGGAAAAAAUCCAACCGUUAUCCCAAGUGGUCCUUUUUACUUGAUGAAAGAGCCUCCAGCACAAAGUGAUACAACAGGUGCAACAAACUUGAUGCAACACCAUGGCUUGGAGCAUUCAUACAAUAAGAUGACAGUUAAAAAGGUUAAAGAGCCCCUGAGUGCAUUUUUGCCCAACCUCCCAGGCAACAUAGAUACACCAGGACAUCAAGAUAAUAGUUUGCUACGAGGCUUGAUCGAAAAACCACCAAUAUGUGGAAAAGAGAUUUUACCUCUUACACAGAUGGCAGGCUUCAGACUUCACCCUGGACCGUUGCCUGAGCAAUAUCGAUUGAUGAGUCAUCAGCCACAGAAGAAGAAGAAGCAUAAAAAACACAAGCGAGAAUACAAGCCGGGUGAUACUCCAUCACACGAAGACAACAUGUCAGAUGCAGCACACGAACGAAAACACAAGAAACAAAAGCGGCACGAUGACGACAAGGAGAAGCGGAAAAAGAAAAAGGAAAAAAAAAAAAAAAAGCAGAAGCACAGUCCAGAUCACCCGACACUUGGAAGCACAAAUGGCGCCACCUCGAAAAUGUCGUAGCUAAUAUCAAGUGCCACAGUCACACACUGCACACGAUUAGAUUGGGCAUCAACUCUCACCCGUUUAGCGGCGAUUCAACAGAGGCCC
This is a messenger RNA of Priapulus caudatus, 805 nucleotides long. RefSeq names its product mediator of RNA polymerase II transcription subunit 19-like. The coding region runs from base 14 to 718 and encodes 234 amino acids. The record is from RefSeq and is a predicted model, not a curated record. Gene Ontology annotation, molecular function: transcription factor binding; transcription coregulator activity. Gene Ontology annotation, biological process: positive regulation of transcription by RNA polymerase II. The transcript is spliced from 6 exons. Gene Ontology annotation, cellular component: mediator complex. Lineage: Eukaryota; Metazoa; Priapulida; Priapulimorpha; Priapulimorphida; Priapulidae.